CUAUGAAGACAUGAAGUCGUCUCCCUCGACUUAUAGAACACAACAAGUCGUCAAAAUUACGACGACAAGUUUAUAUAUACCAUGUCAUUUUGACAAAAUAUAUGUCAUCAUGUCGAGAUACGGCAUCCCGACUUUCAUACAUUAAUAUAUGUGUCGACUAGAAGUAACACGGAUGUCGACAUACUUAUUGUCAACAUACAGAGUAAAAAAAUAUAAGUUGUCUAAAAUAUGACAACAAAGUUUUUAAGGCAUGUGAUCAUGUCGUAUUAUUAACGCAACUUUACAACAUAAUUUUAUCGACAAACGAGAUGCUGAUCUACCAGGUACAUGCGUGUCGACAUACUUUUAGUCGACAAAGUGUACAAAAGAGAACAAGAUGUCAAACAACAUUACAACAAAAUUGUAUCACCAUGUGUUGCCGUCUAACGAUAGGACAACUUAUGACUUGAGUAAAACGCUUGCACUUUUUGAAUGGCCGUAACAUUGAAGAAUGAAGCUGAUAUGGUUAUGCCUGAUACUUCUUCAAAUCGAACGGGCAUUGGCAGUCCUUUCAAACGAUGAAAGAGAUGUUGCGAUUACGUAUUACUACGGAAAAGGUUAUACAUAUAAAGAAAUAUGUGGCUUUCUGCUAUUUUCACAUAAUACCAUAGUGAGUCUUCGUCAGUUGAAACGGAUCCUUAAACGAUUACGACUCCGAAGGCGGAAUGUGCCGAUUUCGUUACCGGAUAUAAUACAUGCUUUGUCCAAUAUUCUUGAAAGGGGCUUCGGUGAAUGUGGAUACAGGACAGUCUGGAAACUGAUCAAAUCUUCAACAACUGUACAUGUGACACAAGACAUAGUUAGACGUUUAUUGAGAAUUUGUGACCCCGAAGGUGUGAAUUUGAGAGCUCGUCACCGUUUACGGCGCAGAACUUACACUAAUAGAGGACCAAAUUAUGCUAUACAUCUAGAUGGAUAUGACAAACUUAAACCCUUUGGAAUAGGCAUACAUGGGGCGAUCGAUGGUUAUUCUCGAAAAUUACUGUGGUUAGAAGCGUGUUAUACAAAUAAUAACCCGCAUAUAAUUGCCGGAUAUUAUCUAACCUUUCUAAAACGUAUAGGACGCGUACCACGACUUGUUAGAGGGGAUGCUGGGACUGAAAACGUUAUAGUUCGUGAUAUCCAGGUUGCUCUACGAUAUGAACAUUCUGACAAUAUGGCUGCAGUUAAUAGUUUCUUAACAGGAACAUCUCCUUCGAAUCAAAGAAUUGAACAGUUUUGGGGCACAUUACGGGCUAGUUUCAGUGUGUUUUGGAGAAACCAUUUUAAAGAUAUGACGGACAGAGGAAUGUUAAACAUGGACGAUAGAAUACAUUUGGAAGUUUUAAGAUUUUGCUUUCUGCCUAUCAUACAACGCGAUCUUGACAAAUUUACUCAAGUAUGGAACCUACAUAGAAUUAGACGUCAAAGGAAUUCUGAGGUCCCAAGUGGUAUUCCUGAUGUUUUGUAUCACCAGCCAGAAGUGUUUCAUUCGUACGAUCAUUCGCUUCCGUUACCAUGCAAUGUUGAAGUGAUAACUCGUAUACAAAAUGACUAUGCAAAAGCCAAACCCAAAUUCGGAUGCAAAGACGAAUUCUUGCCAAUUCUAGAAGAGGUGUGUGGUCUACCAACUGACCAAAUACCAAGGCCGAAAACGGUCGACUUAGCGACUGAUUUAUUUUGUGCUAUUACAGAAAUAAUUAAUGACUUUUGAAUGAAUGGCGAUAUUUUCUGAUUUGUUAGAAAAAACAGUUUUUCUCACAGUUGUAAAAGUAUUACGAGACUAAUGUUAGUUUAUGUAUUUGAGUACACAUUGUUUAUAACAUUUGGAAUCUAUAUAUAAAUGACAAAUGAAUAAAACAUUGGCUAUUAACAUGAACAAUGUCUUAUUAGCUCGCAUGCACCAUAGGUGGAAAGUGAGCAUUAACAUUGACAUUGAUUUACAGCCCUAUAAUGGGUUCGCCCAUAUACACACAUAGUACAAGUUUGUGGGCUCUACUCAUCAUUUUGUUAUUGGAUCAUUUCAAUUUUCAUCCUUGCUUGCACGAUAAACAUGGAUACCUUGUUGCCCAAAAAUGAAUAAAUAUUUCAAUUUUUGUAUCUGUUGACCAUUAAUUUUGCUGUAGUACUCAUUGGUUAACUUAAAUGUUUUUGAUACAUUGUACUUUCAAAAGGAGAAAUACUAAAUUAAGUUAAGAAUUUUAAGACAUUCAUGAUUUUCAUGGCACUGUGUGCAUAAAUAUCCAUGCAAGUUUUUAAUCUGGUUUCACAAUGACAUGUACCUUGCAAACCAUGUUUCAGAAGAACAUACAAUUGUGGAUAGACAUUGCCAUUUUUUAAGAAAACCUUUACAUGAUAAGAAAGAGAGAAAGCUCAUAAUCAAUUCUUUAUUAUUUUUAUGAAAAAAAAUUAUCAAACAGUUUAUUUAUCCCGUUAUUACUCUAAACUUGGACAAAAGAUAACUGUAAGAGGACCCCGGGGGUCCUGGGUUACUCCCCUGAGAACAUCAUUCACAAACAUUUUCUUAUAUUUGACAUAGGGACCGGGCUUUUGACCUCAUGAGACCAAGAUUGAAAUCUCAUAUAGAUUUUGACAUGAGGAAAAUUGUGACAUAGUUUCACCCAGAUUAGACCAGAAUUGCGACAUUUUGCAUUUAGACAAGUUUUGCCUAAAAUUUGCCAAAGUGACCUAGAUUUAUAACAAACAAGACCCUUAUUUGGACUUUUUCUAGAUAUUGAUAGGACAAAAUUGUGACCAAACCUCACCAAGAUUGGACUUAUGUUGUGGCUUCUAGAGUGAUAACAAAGUUUUGCCAAUCAAUAUUUGACCUAGUGUCUUAGUUUUAUUCCAACAUGACCCACAUUUGAACUUUGCCUAGAUAUUGUCUAGACAAACAUGGUGUCUAAAUGUCAUCAACAUUCGACUAAAAUUGUGACUUUUAGAGUAUAAACAUGCUCUUUCUAAGAUUUAGCCUUGUGACCUAGUUUUUAUCCCGCAUAACUCAGAUUCAAACUUGGCCUAGCUAUUGUUUAGAGUAAUGCCCCAGACAAGGGAAAAGGGAUACCCCUGCCACUGACGCAAGUAAUACCGACAACAGUCUGGUGACACAAAAAAAUGUACGAAACAUAAAUAUAAGGAUUUUGGUACAUGUUCCACACAUGUGUAACUUGGUUGCUAUGACAAUGUAUCAUAAGCAGUUGCAGAACAAAAUAUUUAAUACUUUUAUCAACAAUUUAAACACCAAAAUUUUGAAAAUUUUGAAACAAAAUGUAUUCCUGACACGUAAUAAAGCUGUUAGAAGUAAAUUGAUCAACAAAUAUUUGGAAUUAAAUUGACAAAUACAUCAGUACAAGGUCCUAACAAUUAGUACUUUUUCCCAGCAAAGCAUACAAAAUUCACCACUUUAUGAUCCGUAACUGCACUAAUACAAUGUAAUGCAAAAAAUGUUAAUUUGCACAGAAGAAACAAGUAAACAGUUACAGUUCAAAAGAUACUUUUAAUCAAAGUAUGUACUAAAAAGCACAAAAGAAACAAGAGCUGUCACUGAAAAGUGACUUAUGCCCCCAAAGAAUGCUUUGACAUAACAUGCCAAAUGUUUGCCAAAAUACCAAUAACCGCCUUUGAUAAAUAUCAUUUCUAAAAUUUCCAUUAGAAGUGUAGGAGAAAUAGGUUAAAUUUUAAUAAAAGAAGCUUAUUUACUAAAAAAUUGAACGUUAAGAGGCCAUAACUGUGCAAAAAAUAAUCAAGCGGCAAAUCAAGGGAGUAUGCACAACUAUGCUUGGUGGCAAACAAUCCUGUGAAGUUUUACUGAAAUCCCCCCAUCGGUUUUAGAGAUGAAGCAAGGACAGGCUUAUUUUACCUGAAAAUUAAGCAUUAAGGGACCAUAACUGUGCCAGACAGAAAUUCAAGCAGAAAAAAGUGUAUGCAUGUUUGCACAACUAGACAUGGUGAAGUUUUACUUAAACCCCCCCCCCCCCCCCCAGCGGUUUGGAGAUGAAGCGAGGACAAGCUAAUUUUACUACAAAAAUUAAGCAUUAAGGGGAAAUAAAUGUGCGCCACCAAAAAAUCAAAGGGAAAAUCAAGGGAGUAUGCAAAACUAGGCCUAGUGACAAAAAAUCCUUUGAAGUUUCAAUGAGCCAGGCGGUUUUGGAGAUGAAGAGAGGACAAGCUAAUUUUACUAAGAAAAUAAGCAUUAAGGGGCCAUUACUGUGCACAAAAAAGUCAAGCGCAAAAUCAAGGGAGUAUGCACAACUAGGCAUGGUGUCAAACAAUCUUGUUAAGUUUCAGUGAAAUCCCCCAAGUCGUUUCAGAGAUGAAGCAAUGACAUGAUUAUCGAAUGGGCGGAAAGCCGUACAGUGCGAUUACUAUAUGCCGGGGACAUAAAAAAGCUUCAAACAAAAAUGAAUUUCUAAUUCAUUGGCAAACAUAAAAUGGUUGGACAAAUACCAUAACUUGGUUUAAGCAAACUCUUGUUCAAAACAAAACUCUUGGAGCUCUAACAGCUUUUGAAGUAAUCAAUAUUUUUUACCCCUUUGUUCACAAAAAAUAUAUCACAAGCUUUUUACUUUUAUAUGAAUUCGUAAAAUAACUCGCUUGUGUACAAUAUUUCAGCAACACUAAUGGUAAUAUAAUUCAUUAUAAAAAAAGUAUAGAUCGAUACGCUCGCUUCUUACAGGAUUUUACAAUGGAAGUGCUCCAUUUUCUGAUAAUUUUGGUAAGAAAUUAUCCUUGAUUAAUGACUGAUUGAUUGAUUGAUUGUUUAUUCAAGUAAAGUAUGUGAUUUCAAAUGUUUUCAAAUUAUAUAUGAUACAAUAUGUCACCAAUAUAAUAUAAUUGCUUGCCGGACAUUCUUUAUCUUUACAUAUCAGGCGUAUAUAUGUCUGUAUUCUGUCCAACAUCCGAGUGUGGAAGCUGUAUUAACUGGGGUUACGGCCAAUCCGUUCAGGGAUGAGCUUGUCACAUACUACUUCCGACUAGGAUACACGUGGAAGGAGAUUUGUGGGUUCUUGUUACACAUAAUGUUGCGAUGACUCUACGACAGUUAAGAUAAUAUAUCUGCCAACGAUUAGGACUAAGGCGAAAUGGUCUUUCUUCGCCAAUUCCAGAUGACUGUAUUAAAUGAGAUAAGAAAGCUACACAGAAGAGGUCUCGCAAAUGCCGGAUACCGUACAAUAUGGAGAAUACUGAAGUCAGCAAACAAAGUGAAUGCGACUCAAUACACUGUCAGGCGUAUAUUAAAAGCAAUUGAUCUAUCUGGUGUUUCCUUAAGGUCAAAUCAUCGACUACUUAUAUCAACAAGGGACCAAAAGAAUAUUAUUAUUCACAUAGAUGGUUACGAUAAAUUUAAGCCAUUUUGCAUAACAAAACUAUAGACGGCUAUUCGAGAAAGAUUAUGUGGUAACAAGCUGCUUAUACUAAUAAUGACCCAAAGAUAGUUGUCAGGUAUUACCUCAAUUAUAUCAAGACGAUUCGUCAAGUUCUGAUGAUUGUUCGAGCUGAUUUAGGCACAGAAAACUGUGUGAUUCGGGAUCUUCAAAUUGCUUAACGAUACCACCACGGAGAUCUUAUGUCUGGAAGAAAAUGCUUCUUGUAUGGAAGAUCAACAUUAAACCAACGAAUAGAAAGUUUCUGGGGUGUUUUAAAUAAUAAUUUCACAACGUUUUGGAAAAAUCUGUUUAAAGAUCUUCGCGACUCUGGAUACUUGCAUGACGGUGACCCCGUUCCCACUGAAUGUGUUGAUUCUGUUUUAUGUUUUUAAUACAAAGAGAUCUUGAUGAAAUAGUAAACAUGUGUAACUGUCAUCGAAUUCGUCGUCAACCUCAAAACGAGUGCCCCAGUGGUGUGUCACCCAAUGUGUUGUACUAUCAGCCUAAAAUUUAUAAUGGUGUUAACUGUGGAUAUCCACUUCCAUGUGAAGUUAAUGACAUCGAUAUUAUUGCUCAAAUGUAUACAACCAAGUGUCCAACGUUCGGUUGUAAAGCUGCUUGAAGAAAUAACUGGCAAGGACAGAGCCACACACUCUUGACAGCGCUAUUCGUUUAUUUAAAGAAUUAUCAGAAUACCUUAAUAACCUAUAAAGUAACAAAGAAGGAAAACGAAAUGCUUAUAGGGCAUACAUGUAUAUUUAAACUAUUUUAAACCUUGGAACCUUUUGAGAUAUUAGGUUCAUCAGGGAUCUAAUAAAAGCUGUUUUCAUAAUGCUUACUUACACAUCCUUAUAUUCUGUUGGUCAAAAACCAUUAUAUACUGAACAUUAUAUAACGUUUCCUUGAGAGUCCACUGUUGAAAAAUAUUUUUUAAACUUCGUAACUUUAAAACGUCAGGGAAUCGCUCCGAUAGAUGCACCGCAGUGCUUAGGGUAUUUUUUCUUUUGAUCUAGCAGCAUAUUUAAAGAAUAUUAAAACAUAGUUCUACCCGAAAUUAACCAAAGAUGUAUUCCAUAAAGAAGUUUAUCGAAGCUUACAGAACAUUUCUGUACUUUUUCGAAAAAUACUGUGACGAAAUAGAUUCUCUAUUCACACAUCAAUAGUAAUUUGACGAAUCGUUUUAAGGAGGACAUUCGAAAAGCUAUUGUGUUGAAAACACCGUUGUUUUAAAUUGUACUAUGUUUAAAAAUUUUAAAUAAGCUACUGGAUACUUUAUAAGAAACAUUUUUAAACAUUGUUUACAAACUUGCAACAGCGAACAUCAAAAUUAAUUUAAUACUGACAUUUCUAGAAAGAUAUCUUGUUUUUAUUUACUCGAGUAUCGUUUUGUUGCAACUCAUUUACUCCUUUAAUAUUUUAAACAGUCUAAAAUGUGAAACUGUGUCCAGAAAGCAUUAUUAUUCAUGCCAGCUUGAUUAUUUCAGUGAAAUGUUGUAUAUAUGUACAAUGUCUUUCUUUAAUGUCUAUUUUGUUCGUGUUCAUCAAUUUCAUUAAAUAAACUCUGUCAUGGAAAUGUUUUUAAAUGCUUUCCUUCAUUAUCAAACUUGACUUAUCCAGCACUUGUAGUCAAUAAUCAGUUAGUCUUAUUGUUUGAUUAUUAUAAGGUUAGCGGAAAUUACGGAAUCAAAUCAUUUGGACCAUCGGUCUGUCCGUUUCUCUGCCACUAGACUAAAUAUCUUGGUGAUAGCUUUGUUAAUACAUGCAUAAAACAAGGAAUUAGUAACGAUUCGCCACAAUAACGAUUCGCCACAUAACGAUUCGCCACAGUCAAAUAACGAUUCGCCACAGUAUGAUUAUAACAAUAAUUUUCUUAGUUUGACUAGUCCUAGUUCAAUUUUAUCAACAUUUUUUUAAAUAAUUCGACAAGGACAAUAAUAAUGUUUCUAAAUUAAUAUAAGUAAUGUGAAGUUAUGGCCCAGCGCAGAUUUUUCAAUU
This is a messenger RNA of Ruditapes philippinarum (Manila clam), 7379 nucleotides long. RefSeq lists its product as uncharacterized. The record is from RefSeq and is a predicted model, not a curated record. The transcript is spliced from 2 exons. NCBI's taxonomy places the organism in Eukaryota, Metazoa, Mollusca, Bivalvia, Venerida, Veneridae. The coding region runs from base 491 to 1732 and encodes 413 amino acids.